This is a messenger RNA of Coccinella septempunctata (seven-spotted ladybird), 1382 nucleotides long. RefSeq names its product KH domain-containing, RNA-binding, signal transduction-associated protein 3-like (gene qkr54B). NCBI's taxonomy places the organism in Eukaryota, Metazoa, Arthropoda, Insecta, Coleoptera, Coccinellidae. The coding region runs from base 185 to 1252 and encodes 355 amino acids. Gene Ontology annotation, biological process: regulation of alternative mRNA splicing, via spliceosome. The record is from RefSeq and is a predicted model, not a curated record. Gene Ontology annotation, molecular function: mRNA binding. Gene Ontology annotation, cellular component: nucleus. The transcript is spliced from 4 exons.
AGGGAUUUUUUAUCUAUGAUUAUAAGCCGGUUAGGAAGAUAAUGUUGAACAGUUGAGAAUCGAAACAAAUAAAGUAAUAAAAUACUUGGAAAUAAUAACAUUCGGGGAAAACCAAGAGGUUUCCCCGUUAAACCUCAACCAGCAUCGAAAAUCUUUUCAGUACAUCUCCAAACUCUCGAUAAAAAUGAAGAGAAAUAAUUUGAAUGAUAAUGAAGAAAUGCCUAAACGUAAACAAAAAUUUAAUGAAUUCACUAACGAAGAAGAUAUGUCAACAAACGAUAAGCAAGAGCCAUUAUCUAUUAAAGAAAGGGAAUAUAUACAACAACUAUUCAAGGAAAAGUCAGAUUUAGAUCAGGUCUUACACAACAAUGCUAUCAGGCUGUUGGAUCAAGAAAUAUCAAAAGUACAAAGCAGUGGAAAGAUCCCGCCCAGGGAAUUCAGAUAUGUGAAUAUUUACAGAGAGAAGCCCAUCAAGUUGAGUACGAAAGUUCUGGUACCCGUUCAAGACCAUCCAAAAUUUAAUUUCGUCGGUAAACUAUUAGGCCCUAAGGGCAACUCCCUGAAACGACUUCAGGAGGAGACUAUGUGCAAAAUGUCCAUAUUGGGCAAGGGGUCCAUGAGAGAUCCGUGCAAAGAACAAGAAUUAAAAAACUCUCUCGAUCCCAAAUACGCCCAUCUCAUGGAGGAACUCCAUGUCGAAGUUACAGCAUUCGGACCACCGGCAGAGGCUUAUGCCAGAAUGGCUUUCGCUCUGGCCGAAAUUCGGAAAUAUUUGAUACCCGACAAGAACGAUUCCAUCAGGCAGGAACAACUGAGGGAACUCGAAAGUUUGAGCGUCUCCGGACCGUACCGGGAUCUCGAAAUGGUCAAAAUGCCACCCAGAGGUCCUCCCCCGCCCUCGGUGAUGCGUACCGCGACUAGGACGCCGGUGAUGACUCCACGUGUCAUGCCGGCCAAAACGAAAAUCUUGUCUAUCCUGGACAGGGCCAGGUUAGCUCUCGAGGAAAGUUACAGUAACGAUGAGCCAUCCUACGCCCAUGGACGUCAUUUAGGGCCCUUCGAAGAUUCAAAUUCGAAUUAUAGAUAUGAAGAACACGAUUAUGCCCCUGUCGAUUAUUACAGGAAAGAUUAUGGAGAUGCACCUAGUCAACGAUGGAGACCCAUUCCUCCAGGUACGCUUGGUCGUUCAUCUGAAACUUCUAGGUAUCGCUCGAGCAACUACCCGAGAUCAUCAUCGAAAGGAACCUAUUAAGUUGUUUAAAAUUACGUUGAAAGUUUGAUUGAUUAAUAUCGAUAUUAAAUAAUUAUAGUGAUCAAAUAUCUAACAUAAACUGAAGUUGAUGUAUUCAGACUUAUAAUUCAAUAAAUCUCAUAAAAAAUAA